Dermatophagoides farinae (American house dust mite) is the source of this 1782-nucleotide messenger RNA. RefSeq names its product protein AAR2 homolog. The record is from RefSeq and is a predicted model, not a curated record. Lineage: Eukaryota; Metazoa; Arthropoda; Arachnida; Sarcoptiformes; Pyroglyphidae. Gene Ontology annotation, biological process: spliceosomal tri-snRNP complex assembly.
UUAGGUGAUGAGUGAAAAACAUUCUAUAAACAACAUUCUCAUAUCGUAAUCAGUUCUUGAAGAAUAAAAAUUCUGACAAAAAAAUCAAUAAACAAAAUGGAUAUAAAAAUUCCAUCCGAUAAUGAUUUCGAUCAGAAAACAGCACGUUAUCUACUGGAAAAAUGUGCCACAUUAAUUGUGGAAAAUUUUCCCGAAGGAUCCGAAUUCGGUAUCGAUCUAUCGAUUAAUUAUACUGGAAAAAAUUUUAUCGGAUUAAAAAUGAUACCACCAGGAUUGCAUUUCAUACAUUUCAGUUUGGUCAGCCAUAAAACUCAAUCGGUUGCACCGAGAAUCGGAUUUUUUCAUUGUUUUAAAUCCGGAGAAUUCUAUUGUACACGAUGGAACACGAAAGAAGAAGAUAUCGAUUUCAAUGUUCAUUCAAGUGUACAAAUCGAACGAUUUCGUGAAAAUUUCCUACGCGGUUAUCUUGAUAAUCAACUUGGACCAUAUCAAUUUGAUUCAUAUCAAACAUGGGUUACGCUGACCGAUUAUAUUACAGAGACUUUAUUUCAAAAAAUGAAUCCUGAAUGUGGAAAAAUUUAUUCUGCUUCCAAUUUAGUAUAUAAAACCAACGAUAAUCCUGAAUCGAAUGAUUCUUCUAAUGUUAAUAAAAAACAUUGUCAUCGUGUCGAUGAUCAAGGUCUGCCGGAUAUGAUUAUUGCGCCAGAAAAUGCCAUUAAAUUUCCAUCCACACCAAUUCCCAAACAUUUCCUUUAUCCGCAAGGAUCCAAACCGGAUGAAAUUACACAACAUUCAAUAGAUUCGUCAUAUACAUUAGAAUAUUUGAUUCAUGAGAAACAUCAAGACUGUCAAUUUGAGUUAUUGGGUGAAUUGCAAUUUGCAUUCAUUAUUUUUCUUCUUGGUCACCAAUUUGAAUCAUUUGAACAUUGGGAACAUAUGAUACGUGUGAUAUGUUCAUGUCGACGAACAUUAUUGGAAAGGCCAGAAUUUUUUCUCGCCUUUAUACGAGUAUUUCAUUUUCAAUUAAAACAAACUGAUCAGGCAAUAUUUGCCGAUAUCGUUGAUAAUGAAAAUCGUGUUUAUCAUUGGAUUCGAACAUUUUUUUUGAAUAUUCGAUCCACAACGACACGAUCAGAUCUAAUGAAUAGAGCAGAUAAAUUUCGUUAUUUUCUAUCAAAAACAUUCGGAUGGAAUUUUGGUAAUCUAGAUCAACAACGACAACAACAACAACAAGAUGAUGAUGAUGAUGAAAAUGUUCCUGAAGAUGAAAAACCUGUAAUUGUAAUGAUGUAAAAUAAUUCUAAUGUAUUCUAUGGGAAAAAAAGAAUUAAAAUAUUCAAAUAUCGUCCCCAUUUGAGAAAAAUCCAACCCCAAUCAUAUUAUUACAUGACACAAUAUCAUUUUGUAAAAACAUUCUCCUUUUUUUCCAACAAAAUCUUGCUAUCACUACAUUUGCAUAACAUGUAAUUUUUUCUUUCUACAUCAUUAUCAUCACCAAUCUCUAGCGAAAAAAAAAUUCAGCUCGACUUUCUUACAAGAGAAAAAAAACAUCACCAUUAAAAAUGUACAAUGAUGAUGAUGAUGAUGAUAAAUGGAUGUGCAUCAUGAUCAAGAGCUACAUAGAAUUUAUUUUUUUUUUGCUAUUGUUUUUUGCUUCCAAAUCCUGUAUUCUGUAUAUGAAUCAUAAACACAGAAUAUGAUGAAUGCCUUUGACUGCUGUACUGUACUUCCUUUUGAACUAUUAUUCUUCCGUAUAAAUUUUAUCUUCAUUGAGAAAAAGAA